GUCACGCUGGGAAUUAUCUUGUCUAACUUGUUGGCCUCUUGUUGUGCUGCUCGUGACAAUUUAUUUUUUGGUUUUCAAACAUCUAUGAUGACAUUGAGAUAACAUGAGAUGAUCUCAUGUUAUUUUUUUGCUAGAUUGGAGAUUUUUUUGUGGCUUGAUUUCCAUGUUUUAUUUUUUUCGGCAUUAAAUUGCCAAAUUUCACUAUCGGGUAAAGGGUCUGAUGCCUCUUGUAUGUGAUUAACUGGCAAGUUUGAUAUUGAACAUCUGUUGAAAUCUCAUUGUCGCUAUGCUCUGUGCAUUAUUGAAGGGGUUCGUGUCGAUUGAUUGAUUGAUUAAUGAAGAUUAAGCCAUCCAAAAGGUGGCACGGGCAUGAAUAGCCCGUAAGUGGUGGCCCUUUUGAGCCAUUACCAGUAUAAAGCGCUUAUACUGGAGAUCUGUGGAGGUGCAACUGCACCCUGCGUGACGGGAGAUGUCUCCCGUGGUUCGUGUCGGAAAGUUGCAAGUAUAGUAACUCCGUUACAAAGAUGUUUCAUAAAGAUUUUAAAACUUCUCCAGUCUAACCUAGCCCAACCCAACCCAACAUAACUUGGCCUGACCUAAACACCUCUUAACAUACCAGAACUUCUAAAGUGUCCAAGCAUAAAUCUACUGAUACAUAUUUGUCUGAAUUUACCUGAGGGCCACUAUAUCUCCAGUCACCUCGAUGAGGACAGGAAGCCAGCAGCUCAUCAUGGGUCCCCCUAUUUGUCCUGAUGAUUUUAGAAAAUUUGAUUUGUCGAAAGGCCUGUGUACGAUCUGACCAUAUCGUAUGAAACAUGGGGACCUUGUUUGAGAAAAGUGAUUAUUAGAGAAGGAUACUAAACCAGAAUGACUAUUUAGCACUGUACACCUUGUUAGAGAAUAUACAGUUCUUUCUGAAUGGUAAUUUUAUAAUUAUUUGAAUAAUUAACACCAACCUAACUCAGUGUUGUGGAUAUGUUAGAAACAGGCUCUUUGGGGGGCUACAUUCUUUUAAUACAGGACAGAAGACAGGCAAAAUUGCUUUUUUCUCAGUGAUGGUAUGGUAGUUGCAUAUAUUUGUUCUUGGGCCAAGACUAUUAGCAAGAAGAUUGGGUCGUGCUAGCCUGAUCUGGUUGUCCCAUACAUUUGGAUUUUUGGAUGGAUGGAUUUAGCUUACCCGGUACUCGGCUCAUUACAUCAUCGUGGAAUUUUCAACAAGUGUAGAUCCUGUGACUGCCACAAACAACUGCAGUAUACAGUCCAAAAUGCCUGAAGGUCCACUUGUGGACAUGACUGGCAGCAGCAACAAUGUCCAGCCAACACUUCGUCGCUGUGAUAACCCAUGGAAACCUAAUGCCCAACAUGGCCAGUCAGAGGUAUACCGUCGAAUGUUGGGCAUCUUGAAUCGGGUGACCCAACAGUCUCUUGGCGUAUUUCUUGAGCAGGCCCGGGAGCUGCCAUUGUCAGAUCCCACGCACCUACCACAUAUUAUUAGUCUACUUCUUGAGAAGUCUCAGGAUGAACCAAUGUUUGCUCCAAUAUAUGCACGUUUAUGCCGAGAUCUGGCGGCGAGUGCUGGAAUUCAACAAGAUCUUACAGCUGCCUGUGAGGCUCACUUCAUGGAAAAUUAUCAACAAAUGCUUCAAUACAAUGUUAUGUUUGAGGGACCUAUAACUUCACAACUGAUUCAUGAAGAAAUUCUUGCCAGAAAAAGAUUUAUUGGCCAUAUUAAGUUUAUAAGUGAGCUGCACAAAGUUGGAGUUGUGUCCGGUAACCAAGUGGCAGCCAUGGCAGAAACUCUUAUUCAACAUGGUGAUGACCGUUCACUCGAAGGUCUCUGUCGCCUCCUAUCCUUCUCUGGCUUGGCACUCAGUCGUUCACACGAGGAAUUAGUAAAUCAGAGUUGCACCUAUUUAGAAAAUUGUCUUGAAAAUGGUACCCUAAAUCCAAGACUGCGAUUUUUAACACAAGAUACGCUUGACCUUCAUGCAAAUGGUUGGAGACCUCAAGGUGGUGAUCGAAUCCAUCCUCCACUGGGCAGGAAUGUGCGGGGAUAAUUGUUUGAAAUGGGAUUCGAUCAACUUAAGGUGUAUGUGCUAACUGUUGUCAAGUUUUGCCUAUUGUAGUGUAAGAUAUUUAUUGGCGUGUUUCUUCGUGUAUUUUUCAGUCACCUUCCACAUAAACCCAGCUUUCAGACGACUACCAUAUUCACUCCCAUUUUAUAUUGGACAUUUCCAUAUAACAGUACGUACAUACCAAAUAUGGUAUUGUGAUUUUUACACUGCCUCUUCACUAUCACCUCAUGGUCUGUGUAAGCUUAUAUUAUAAGUAAGACUGUUGUAGUUAUAUAUUUUUUCUGCCUAUCAUUUAAGCAAAUUGAAGUCAUUUUAUUAAUGAUAUCCUAAACUUGAUCAGGUCAUUGGUGUAUUUUUUAAACUUGUAUGUCUUUUGACUUGCUGGUAAGGUAAGGUAAAGUGCCAGUAUGAUUACUGUAUAUAGCACUUUUAAGGGAUGUGAGGACGAGAAGCUGGGCUAGAACUAUGGGAAGGAAUGGGGUCCAAUCUCUUGGACCAACGGAGAUGGAACGCCAACCUGCAAAAAUAUUCUUGUGCUAUAAAUCUAAGUAAGCUUUAAGCAGCAAUAUGGUUAUUCCAGUAUGUGUUUAUGUUGACCGAGUGUCAUUUUGCCUCCUGAGCUAAAUUGAAAUGGGGAAAAAUUCUUAAAUUUGAAGUUAAUUUUCAUUUUAAAGUUCAUUACAGACUAAAAUGUUAAGUUGGUAAUAUAUUAGGUUUUGAUUAUUUAUCAUAGUAUUAACUUCAAUAACAAAUAUAGGGUUUGUUUGAAUGAUUCUUACAUUUAUAAUUUUGUUAGGUAUGGUGUACAACUCUAAUAUUUUAAGGAUGAAUUAAAUUGCACUGACCGAGUUAGUAGUACGAGUAACUAAUAUAUACUGUAUAGGCAGGAUACUUCAUUGGCUUAGUGAUGAGAGGCAGAGUACAUAGUGUUAAAGUAUUCAAGCCUGUGUAUAGUAUUGUAAGGAAAGUUAAAUAUAGGGCUACUGUUGACUUAGUUUAAAGAUAUCUUGGAAGCCAUAAGUAAAUAUCCAGCCAUUAUCAUUAUUCUGUUUCUCAUUUUCAAGGGAUGCGGGGGCAGUCGUGAGUCCAGAGGGAAAGGGUACUAAUAUAGUGAAUAGAUAUAAGUAAUUAUAUAUAUAUAUACACUGCAGACCAGGAUUGUAUGAAUUGAUUUUGGCAUACAUUAGAACAUUUGAUGAGACAUCAUUCAAUUUUGGCGAUAAUUGAAGGAAUGGUUUGUUUUAUAGCUCUACAUUAUGUUCUACUACAGUAUAUAUUAGACAAAAUUUAGUUGAAGUACAGUAUGGAAGAAAUAAUCAAAUUAGAUAUAGAAUUUAGAUUACAUAAGGGCUGUAUUGUACUUUCUCAACACUAUUUUGAAGUAAGUACUCAUUUAGUAAAAGUCAAGAUAUAAAUUUGCAGGUACAGUACUUCCAAAAAAAAAAAAAAAAUUACCCGGUACUUAUAUUUUAUCAUAGAAAUAUAUUCUCAAAAUUCUAUCCCCCUUUUUUAAAUUUUUAUGCAUUUCAUAAGUGAUCAAGUAUAAUUUGGUAAAUUGUUUAAAUUAAAAUGAUUGACACUUAUACCAGUAUAUAUGAAUUACUGAUAUCAGAAUUUUUAGGCAAAAUUUUUAAUGAAAAUCCUUUAUGGUCUUGUUAGAUUUACAGAUGCGUCUAUCUUCCUGUAUACAACAUUCACUCUUCAUAAUAUUGAAUGUUCAUCCAAUUUAUUUUUAAUAGAUGGCAAGAAGGGAAUAUAAUUGCAUCGGGUAUAAUUUUUUAGAAUGGUGAAUUACUUUGAUAUAAAGUUGGUCUGUUUACAUGUAAUUUAGUCACCAUCUUGUUCAGAACUAUUUUGUUUAAUGGUACAAUAUACAGUAUUGCCUAAUGUUUUAUUGUGAUUUCUUUGUGGAAAUAGUUUUUUUUUGUGGUGGCAGUCUCUCGUAAUAGAAGUCUUCAAUGUGUAACAAGAUUGGUAAUUGUUUUAUAUUCUGAAUGAGGAAUCCAUAUUAUUUAACAAUGGUAGAAAAGCUGCUAGUGGCCAUGAAGCACAGAAAACAUUGCAUUUUCAUGCUAGCCCAAAACUAAUUAACACUUAGCGGUUAUAAGCCCCUCCCGCUGACACUGCUAACUUGAAUAAAUAAGUUUGUGGGUAAUUUUUUGUGAUUCAUAUUAUUAUAGACUCGAUUUACUUGCUAGAUGUUCUUACACACUGGCUCUGCCUAGUCAUGUGUGUUCAGCCUAGCAUUAUAAUGGCCAGUUUAUAGUAUUUCACUUAUUCUUGCAGUUAUUUUCUUCUGUUCACUUGUAUACUUUAAUACCAGCACUUGAUACAAAUUUUAUGGAUAUACUCAAUAUGACUUCAAUGUUUGAUUGCUAUAGCAGUUGUUACUGUAUUGUUAAACCUUAGAAUACAUGGCAGAUCACACAGUAAGACUGCUGCAUGUGUCAAAGUAAAAGGGAAUAGUCAGUAAAGUAGACAUUUGGACAAAACUCUUUUUAUCAAUCUAUAUCCUGUAUUUUGUAUUAGUAGUGCUUCCAUGGGUGACUGGGACUGACCAAUCGACUUCCUGGUAUUUGUUGCCAUGUGUCAGUGUCCAAAUUUGGUACAGUAUUUACAUCUUACUGAGGGCCUAUGUGGAAGGUCUUCUGUUAAGUAUGAAAGCUCCUCAGAUUUUAUAAGUUCAAUAACUAAAUUAUACUCUUCAUUGUAAUACAAUAGUGUCCAUUAUAUCCCGGUUCCAUUUUGUUGUGAUUUGUUAGUUUUAACCAUGAUGGUGGUGAUAAUGGUUAUAAAGUAACCAUUGUAAUUGUUAAUGUUAUUAAAAAUAACUAUUCUGUCCAAGGUGUUAAAAAGUUUUGAACUGGGAGAUAUAUGUGAAGUUUGGUCACCAUUAUAUUUGUGCAAAAAGUAGUGUUGAUAUUUGUAAAUGAGUAGGCAAAGAAAAAUUAUGCAUUAGAAUAACUGCAGCCAAAUAAUAAGUGAAAUAAAGUCUCUUUUUCACACACUAUUUCAUAAUUCACUUUAAUCACUGUUACAUUAAAAUGAUUCAUCAAACCAUGACACACAAUAAAUUCAGUUUGGAAUUAAGCACAUUGUUCUGAUCUCACAUGAACACAUGUUUGCUGUUGUGUAACAAAGACUGCUGUUGUAUUUGUAGUAAUGAAUGAACGAGCGCAUAAUUUCCAAAGGAAUCCCAAUAUUAAUUUUCUCAAUUUAAAUGAGUAGCACACUUUAAAUAAAUAAUAAUUAAAAUACAAAAAUCUCUUAUUACAGAGCUGGGUUAUACUGUACUGUGUGGAAAACAUCAUAAAGGCUAUGGAAAAUAAAUUGUUAAUUUUAUCAUGAGAAGCAAACAAGACAAGGCAUCGUAAGAAAUUUAGAUCAGGUUUAAAAUUUGAGCUCCCAGAGCCAAGACCUGGCCCUCCCCAGAACAUCAAAAUCCUGUCAGGCUCUGUUGAUAUGUGCUCCAUGGUGCCAAAUAUCUUUGCAAAUGCUCUUGCUGCCUCGGUCGUGAAGUAGAGACAAAAGUGACAGCUAAAUUCACCAAACGAACUGCUUGCUAUAAUACCAAAGGGCCUGUGCUUCUAGCUCAUGGAUCUUUCUUCAAGUUUAACAGGGGUAGUGUCAUGCUUUUUUUUUUUUUUUUUUUUUUUGUCCAUUGCACCAGCUUGCAUGGUGCAAUUUGACUUUUUACUUUAACUCCUUUGGUUGAGGGCUCUCGUUACCUAUGGUUGUGCAGGGACUAUUGGCUGAUGUUUUGUUGCCGCCUGCUUAUGACCCUAGGGUCUGUUUGACAUGGAGCUUUCUGUCUCGCCUUCCUAUGUUUGGGACAGUCCUUUGGGGCCCCUCAGUUUUGAGUACUCCUGCCCCUUCUUUUUGUCCCUGGUAGGAGUAUGACUGGUCAUGAUUGCUGAAGACGGGCCUUUUUUUUUUUUUUGUCAUUGGGUCCUUUGCACUUAUUCCUGCAUGUGUUUCCGCAGUAGCAUGCAAUCUACUACUAUCUUACCCGGGGGGCAUUAUCAGUGCUAUCCCCCUGCUUUAGGUGUCUCGUUUUUUCUGGGUGGAUUUCUUGACUUGGUAGGAAUGCUUCAUGGAUACAUUUACCAAAUCAGAGGCUCAUUUUUUCCCAGGUUUCCUUGGUACUGCUUGCUGAUUUUCCACUCAUGUUUUGCAUGUGGACUUCCCAGGUUUUGGGAUGUAUUCCUGGGUGUCGGGGGUAUACCUUGUUUCUCCUGGCAUGCUUUUCAGGUUUUCCCUGAUCCCCUAGGGUGAUACUAAAGAUGUUUUCCAUGAUUCUGGCAUUGUGUUUUGGUGUGUCCAUUGGUACUCACAUGGCUCUUCCCAUGUGUGGUUUCAGGCUUCUUGUAGGGUACUCCGAAUUCCAGGUAUGUAUGUUCUAUCUGGGUCCGAACGUGCUUUCCCACUUGGGUUCCAGAGUGUGUUCUUCAGUCCUCUAGUUACUAUAUGUGCCUGGGAGAUGGGGAAGGGGUUAUUACUUUGUUUCUUGGCUUGUGCACCAAUAUCUCAGGGCUGUUCCCUGCAGUAUUAAAUCUUCCAUGGUUGCACUGCAACCCUGAAAGAUUUCACUUUCAACUGGACAUUUUCCCACGUUCUUUCUGGACAGAACAUGUUAUCUUGGAUGGGUACCAAAGUCCAAUGUGUAUUGAUCUAUAUUCGUAAGGUUGACUGCCAUUUAGUGGCAGUCAGAUUAACAAGUAAACUAACAUGUAUAUUAAUUUGCAGAGAUUUAACUGCCACUCUUUGUUUGUUGUUAGUUUUCAGAUGGGGUGUCGUCUUUAUUUCUGUUCUGCGGUGUCAUGGCAAGCAUUCUUCUUUGAUAGUGCAUUGAUCUAUCCCUUAGGUCUUCCUACAUUACUAAGGUGGCAGGACCAUUUCAAGAGACACUAGUCACAUGGGACAAAGGUCAACAGAAGCUGAUGAGAUUAUGGUACUAUGGGUAGAUCCAGUUUUGGCUCAAGGAGUGACCAAGGGGCUGCUCUGCAUUUUGAUAUUAAAGAUAGACCCUAAAUUUUUUGUAUGAAAAAGUAUUUAUUUUGUUCCCUUUGUGAAUGUUUGAAAGUUGUGAAAAGAAAAAAAGUGCACUUGAGUUUGCAUGUACAUUGUUGACUUCCUGUAGCUAGCUAGAUUCUAUAGAUUAUUUUGUACUGAAAGAGAAAAUAAUAUUAUGAAGAGUCUGUAUGUUAGUUGCAAACCGAAAAUAAGCACAAACGCCCUUCCCCCUCCCCCCACACACUGAUGGAAGUGUUUACAUAUGACUAGGAUUUAAUAUUUUAGGGUGCUUGUCUGUUUUUAAUAAUAUUUAUUGUAUUUUAGUUAACAAAAAAUAAAGAAGAAUACUGAAUGCAGUUUUAAUUAAUGUGUGCAAAGUUGAUGUAAAUAUUUCACUAACUUACCUGAUUGAGGUUGGUCUUUUAUUUAUCUAACAAAGAGUGGGAGGGGGAGGGGUGUUAGCCUACAUAGAUUCUAUGGUAAUAAUAGUGGUUGUGGAAAAACGUAGCAUGAUCUUGGUACAUGUGAUGUCUAAUGUCAUUCCACUUCUUGGCGUUUAUGAUUACUUGCAAGAUAUUCAAAAUAUUUAUAAAGUAAUGAACAAAUGAGUAACUAUUGUCAGUUAGUUUCCAUUUGUGCUGUGUAUUUAAAGUUUUUUUCAUAAGAUGGUAAAAACAAAAUACGCAAUUAUAGAAAUGCAUUUUGAGAGCCAAUAUCGAAGCCGUAAUUGUAUCGGAAUCUUCAAUAAAUUUAUCAGAGCAUUAUUUAAUAUACAGUAUCUAAUUACAGUACAUAGUACAUUAUAACUUAAGGUAUUUAAAACAUGUUUAGAUAAAUACGGUAUGCCAGAAACCUACAUCUAAUUUAGUUGUCACUGAAGCAUUAUGACUAAUGUAUGCGCAAUGUUCAUUUGCUCUACAAUUGUAAUACGGUGUGUAGUGUACUGUAUUUUGAGUAAAUAUUGCAUUUCACAAGUGAAGCCGUUGCCAUUUGCUUGCAUCGACAAAUAUGACUGAAAGAAUAAAAGAAAAUGACCACAAAAUGACAUACUGUACACGUUAUUGUAAAAAAAGAUAACUGAAAUACAAUGAUCAUUAAAAAGAUACAAUAAAGGCAAAAAUAGUAUGUAAA
Messenger RNA from Procambarus clarkii (red swamp crayfish), 8219 nucleotides. Its product is annotated as eukaryotic translation initiation factor 4 gamma 1. Gene Ontology annotation, molecular function: protein binding; translation initiation factor activity; mRNA binding. NCBI's taxonomy places the organism in Eukaryota, Metazoa, Arthropoda, Malacostraca, Decapoda, Cambaridae. The record is from RefSeq and is a predicted model, not a curated record. Gene Ontology annotation, cellular component: eukaryotic translation initiation factor 4F complex.